This is a messenger RNA of Lampris incognitus (smalleye Pacific opah), 5422 nucleotides long. RefSeq names its product RAB3 GTPase activating protein subunit 2 (non-catalytic) (gene rab3gap2). NCBI's taxonomy places the organism in Eukaryota, Metazoa, Chordata, Actinopteri, Lampriformes, Lampridae. The transcript is spliced from 35 exons. The coding region runs from base 295 to 4494 and encodes 1399 amino acids. Gene Ontology annotation, biological process: regulation of GTPase activity. The record is from RefSeq and is a predicted model, not a curated record.
UGGGAACUGCAAACAUUGACACUAAAGACAAACAUCAACUUAUUGAUAUCAAUCAAAGCAACAAAUUUGGAUAGAAAAAGUCUGAAUUUGUGACAAUUCGGGCGGGUUGUCAUAGGACCGAUCCAGCUGCCGGACUUUGAAAACCAAGUGUAGCGUUUCUCUGCUGGACUGCUGGUGACAGGGCAGAUAAGCUAGCGGGCUAACGGGCUAACGGGCUACCUAACGGACGAGGCGGUGUGAGCUAACCUCGCUCCCUGUCCACUCGCCCCAGGACACGGGGCCGGGACAAGAGAGAUGUCCUGCUGUUUGCUGGAGUUCUGCCGGGUCCAAGAGCUCAAAACAGUCAAGGGGUUCUUGUACCAGGAGCAGAAAGACGACCCGCCGGAGGAGGAGAAUAAUCAAACAGCAGAGAAUGAGCUUACCUGGGACACUUCUGACUGGGAAUCGGCAUGGGAUAACCAUGACGUCAAAGAGGAUGAUACCACCACUGCCACUGUGGUGGAGGAGGAGAGCACUGAGCAGAGCGCCCCUUGGCUGCAGGACUGUGUGGUGUCCCUGUCACCCUGCUCUGAUCUGCUUGUGGUGGCCCGAGAACACAGAGCUGUCUUUCUCUCAGCCAAGUGGCGUACAGAUGACAGUGGCAGGGAGGAGAUGACUCUGGCUGUGUCGUGGACUGGAACCCUCAACACUGAGGAAGGAGAGUGUGUGAGCAGUGUCAUCUGCAUACCAUUGGCUAGCCAGAAAAGGAGCUCAACAGGGAGGCCUGACUGGACGUGUAUUGUAGUGGGCUUCUCAUCUGGCUGCGUGCGCUUCUACACAGAGAAUGGUGUUCUGCUUUUGGCCCAGCUGUUGAACGAAGACCCUGUACUGAGACUUAAGUGUCGCACGUAUGAGAUUCCCCGUCACCCUGGAGUCACUGAGCAGCAUGAAGAGCUGAGUAUUCUUUACCCGACUGCUCUGGUAACCAUUGAUGGCUUCAGCCUCUUUCAGUCUCUGCGUGCUUGCAGGAACCAAGUGGCAAGAGCGGCUGCUGCAGGUAGUGAGGUGAUCCAGCCACCUCCCCUGGCCUAUAAGAAGUGGGGCCUGCAGGACAUGGACACCAUUGUGGACCACAGCAGCGUGGGCAUUAUGACGCUGUGUGUGUUCGACCAGAUGAAGAACGCCUCUAUCCUGGGGGGAUUCCAUGCCUCAGUCAAGGGCAGCCCCCCCGCCAUGAGCCAGUACAUCACAGUGGGUGGGGGGCCCUACACAGGCUUCUACUAUGCCAUAGAGGGGAGCUCCCAGCCACUGCUCUCCCACGUAGCUCUGGCUGUAGCCAGCAAACUCACCUCAGCCCUCUUCAGUGCCGCCAGUGGCUGGUUAGGGUGGAAAAACAAGAAUGAAGAGGAGCCAGCUCAGAAACAGAAGCCCAAAGUGGAGCCAGCCACGCCCUUAGCUGUCAGGUUUGGGCUCCCAGAUUCUCGGCGCCAUGGCGAGUCCAUCUGCCUGUCCCCCUGCAACACCCUGGCUGGAGUGACAGACGACUUUGGCCGAGUCACCCUGCUGGACUUGGCCAGAGGCAUCGCCAUCCGCAUGUGGAAGGGUUACCGUGAUGCCCAACUGGGUUGGGUGCAGGUGUCAGAGAGACGGGGUGAGCGGGAUUCCUCUCCAUCCACUCCCCUCCCUAGACGCCAUGCACAGUUCCUGGUCAUCUACGCCCCUCGCAGGGGAAUCCUGGAGGUGUGGGGUACGCAGCAGGGGCCCCGGGUAGGAGCCUUCACCGUGGGCAAACACUGCAGGUUGCUUUAUGCUGGUUACCGUUUAAUGGGGGUGAACAGUGUGACCAGCCAGGGUUGGCAACUCCACACUCAGCAGGUGUGUCUGCUGGACCCCACCACCGGAGCACUCAGAACAGUCACUGUGCCGUUCCACCUGGCCCUCAGUGACAAGAAGAGCGAGAGAGCCAAGGACAUGCACCUGUUGAAGAGGCUGACCACCAUACUUCGGAGCAGGGAGGUAGAACCAGAUAUCUUGGAGAAUGAAGCCAAGAGUGUGUUGCUGGACAUCAAGCACCCUGCCAUUAAGAAGCAGGCAUUGGAGUCCCUGCUGUCCAAUAAGAAUGCUCCCGUCUCAUGUUUGACCAACAUCACACGUGCAUUACACGACAGUCUCAAAGAACAAGACCCUGAGGCGGUGGACCAAGCACUGCUCCAGCUGUGCUCCUCCCAGCUUAAACUGCUGCAGCUCUACACCGACAUCCAGCAGCUGCACUCAGCUGCCGCGGACACUGAGGCAUGCUCUGAAGCAUUGGAGUCCCUGGUGGGCAUAGAGGAAGAGUUGUCGCAAGUGGGCCCAACCCUGCAGCGUUACGCCCAGCUCACAGUGAGGCCCUGUGUCUCCUUUGCCCAGGACUCCCCCAACUCCCCCUUACCCGCCCAUGCUUUCCUCUCCCAGCUGGAGUGCACCGAGGACGGGGAGGUCAGGGUCAUCCGCAGGACAGAUGCAGAGUGGAACCAGCUAGGAAGCUUCCUGUUCUGGGGCUGCCUGUGUGGAGAGAGCCCCCUUCACAGGGUGUGUGACACACUACAGCAGACGGGCAUCAGCCCACAUCAGCUACUGUCUCUUGUGCUGAGUGUGUGGCUGCACAGAGAGAAGGAGGUGCUGAAGAAUCCAGCGGGGAGUGUUAGAAAGCUACACACACUGCUCAUCGCUCUCAGCAACAUGAAAGGCGCAGUGGAUGAGUCUUGGGAUCCUCAGUCUAUCUCUCCCUGGUGGCAGCAGGUGCGCUGUGCCUGUGUCCAGUCUCACAGUGCUGCAGCCUCACUACUGGCUGCCAUGGUAGCUCACCGUGCCGCUAAGGCUAGCAUCACAAUCCUGGCAGACAGCAAGUUGCAUUCAGAGUGGGAGGCAGUGUCCCUGGAGCUGGAGCAGUGGGCGGUGUGUGUGCGCCAGCUGGAAGAUCUGCUGGCUCUGCAAACCCUGCUAUGGGCUCCUCCACCCAAAGGAACAGCAGGGGGCGCUCCAUCACAGUGCUCAGUUAAAACCCUGCUGGAGGGUGGCAGAGGUGGAAUAGCUGACAGUGUAUCGAAGUGGGUGUUCAGGCAGGACUUGGCCCCAGAACGUCUGAAGGAGAUUCUCCAGACAAAAAAAGAGAAAGGGGGAGAGGAUGGUUCAAAGCAACAAGAAGAGGGAGGGGGAGAGGAGGAGGAGGAGAAAGAAAGAAACCAGGAGGACACAGACCCCAACAGGACAGCAGAGUUGUUGGCGGCAGUGUGCCAGCGGUUCCCAGACUCCCUUUCUGCCGACCUGCUCUUCGCCCACUGCUGCUGGGAGUAUGUGGUGCAGUGGAACAAGGACCCUGAGGAGGGUCGGUAUAUGUGUUUGGCUGUAAAACAUUUGAAACUGGUCUCCAGUCCACACAUCCAACUUGGGAUUUCUUCAAUGAUGUGGAGCACAUUUAUCGUCAAGCGUAUCUCAGCGGCGGCCUUCCUCAUGGAAAAGGUGGGGAAGGCACCCAAAGACCGCUUAUGUCGACGGGAUGUGGGAAUGGGAGACAAAGCCACAACAUCAUUCCUGGCCUCCUCUAUUCAGCUAUUGCAGAUUCUCAUGGAGGUGACUGGACAAUUGAAUAACAAUCAUUGCUCUUUAUCUUUUAUCACUUACAACGCAGAUUCGGCAGUAGAGGAGGUGCCUCCUCCAGAGCUGUGCGUGGAGGAGGUGUGGUGCGGGGCUGAGGGCCCGGCCUCCAUAGCCGAGCUGGCCCUGGAGCAGAAAGGCGUCCACUACCCCUUGGUCCAGCACCACUGUCUGCUGGCUUCACUGCUGCAUGCUGCUAUGACCUUCAGUCUGAAGGUCAAACCUCUCAGCUUGUUUGAUAGCAAGGGUAAAAAUGCCUUCUUCAGAGAUCUGACCACCAUCCAGCUAAUGCCCAGUGGGGACGUGGACCCUGGCCUAGUCUCACUACGACAGGAGUUCCUCCUGCAUUUGCUCACAGGCUGGGUACAGGCCAUAGACGAUGCCCCCGGCUCAGCCCCAGGAGCCAGCUCAACUCCUCUCCCCACCAAUGGCCCCCGGGCUGACUGGUGGCCCUCAAUGUGCCUGGAACUGGGCUCCCUGCUGCAAGUCAACCCUGACAUUCUCCGACGACACCUGGUCUGUGAACUCUACAACCAAGGGUUAGACCUCAGGGCCGAAGAGGUGAUGUUGGAGGUUGAAGAUAAGGACGUGUUGGGCUCCCAGCUGCUGGUGCUGACAGGCCAGAGGCUAAGCUACUCACUGCUUCACAGCCAGAGCCAGACACAGGCUGCCAUGGAGCUGCUAGCACGCCUGCCCCCUACCCUGUGCACCUGGCUGAAGGCUAUGGACCCAAGUGAAUUGCGGUGCCCGCUGGUGCCCCUGGCCCAAAUCAGCAGGCUGGUCAGCCACCUAAUUGAGAUCCUUCCGGAGAACCACGGCCAGUACAGCUUGGCCCUCCAUCUGCUGGAGGCGGUGGAGGUGCUCAUUAUGGAGGACUGAUGGAGGGAUGGAGAGAGCAUCCAGAAAGGGCGGAGGGAGGGUGAGUAAGGAAGAGGGUGAAGCUAAAUAGAUAUUGACGUGAGGAGGGACAAUGGGGAGAACGAGAGGGUGAGGGAGGAAUGGAAACCGACUGGAGAGCUAUUUUACCCGCAACAGAAAGGCAAAAACCCCUCUAACUUGGUCCAUUGAGAAUGUCUUACCUUUAACGAGGCUGAUGAGGCCACUUCAGUGUAUCGCAUCAUGGAGUCCAGAUGUCUGGUGAUACUCAAGAAAGAGGAUCACAUCCAAGGGGAAGGUAUGACCUGUAAUGUUGGUCUCAUUAUCCUUCUCGCCUGUCAUUGUCAGAGAUGAGAGAAGGCCGGGUUUUACGUCUUAUGGGUUAGCUUGCAACAUCGAAUCAUGGAAAGAAGGGGAUAGGCAAGAGAUAUAUACAGUAUAUAAAUAUGUAUAGAGAAUGAGAGUGGAAGGAUAUGAUGGGCUUUUAAACAAUUUUACUCAAUCCGUCAUUGUAUUUUUGCCUAAAUAUGUAACAUACAUUAUAUGGAAUAUUAGUGUUUGUAAUACUGAGGAGUAUUUUGUGAGGAUGUGUUUGAGAUGGUUAUGAUAGAACUGAGCAUGUCUUUACUCAAAUGUCAUUUAUGUAUUUUAUUUCACUCUGGGGGGGCUGACUUUCCUAAACACCACUGCGUCCAACCUGUCCAUUCAUUCUGAAUUAAGGCCGACUUUGCUUCUUUUUUUUUUCUGUAUUGACUUGUGCCAUAUCAAAGUUCUGUUUUGCAUCUCUCCAUCCUCUUCAUCGCACUAAAGAAAUAUGGACCUCGUAUUUUUUUUUAUUUAUACACGCAGACUAGCUGUGCCUGUGGACCUCCUAUUCUGUAGCUGCCCUCCACUGCAGUGAUUUGACACGGAAUAAAGAGGUUUGAUGCUA